AUGCCAACCACCAACCCCUACGAAACGAAACCCGACCUCCUCCCCAAGGACGACCCCUUCCUCGCCCGGAGCACGCAGUACGGUCGCUAUGCCCCUCGGGCGGAUGAGUUUAAGCCUCGCUACGCCAAGUGGUGCGAAUCGGAUCCCGAAGCGACAUCGUAUUGGGAGGGGACUGUGAAUCAGUUGUGUACGGCAAAGUAUUCGUUGAAUGCGCCCGAGGGCAGGGAGGCUUUCGCUGCGGGCAGCGUAAUCAUCAGAGUCGACCAAGAUGUGGAUGACACGGCGAUUGAUAAAUACUCGUGCGUGAAUGCGAAUGAGUUGAGCGCUGCGCGGAAGGCAGAGGAUGCCCUCAGGGAGCUGGGUGUCGCGGUACCGGUCAUACAUUUCUGUGGGACGAUCCACGGGAAGAACGUUACCGUCGAGUCUAGGAUCCCUGGCGUGACUCUAGAGGUGGCUUGGAGAUACCUGACCGAGGAACAGAUCGACACAUUCAAGCAGCAGUGCCGUCGCAUAUCGCAACGCUUGGCAAGUAUCGAUCCAUGUCCGGAUCAACCAUCCUACGUAUGCAGUGGGCUCAACUCGCAUUUACCGCCCGAUGCCGAGGAAUCCGAAAAGGAGUUGUUGUUCCACGAGAAGAACGAGAACGAGGCUCUCUGUCUAGUUCACAACGACCUGGUCCCGUCGAACAUCGUCGUGAGAGAAGGCAAGGUGGUGGGCGUGACUGGUUGGCGACAAAGCGGGUACUUUGGGUUUGAAAGAGCAGACGAAAUACAUCGACGGUUCAGGAUUCCGGCGGCUACAACCAGCUCAGAGGGGGACAAUGUUCCGGAUAUGUGGUCUGACCUCUACGGGGGCCUUCUCGGUACCGCGCAGGAAGAUACCUCCACCGUGAAGCAAGAUACCCCAGUCCCUCACGUCAAGACGGAACCCUCCAACACAAAUAUAGAGGGGGUCCCGUUGGAUGGAGAGCCCGAGUCCAAGCCAGGAGUUCCCCAACUCGACGGUCUCGCCGGAGAUUAUCCGACCCCGAAGAACAUCGCCAGUCUGAAAAACAGAGGGUCAUCCAGAGCUUCAUCAUCGGAUCGAUCAUCCCCCGCGACAUCCACGAAACCUCCGGGUCGGAAAUCAGCGACCAGCGCGACCAAAAAGGGCACGGGGAGAAAAAUGGCGACCAAGAAGAGGAAAUUGAACGAUGCCGACAACCAAAGCGUGGAUGGACGUUCCAACACCCCUUCUUCUCGCACUGGUAAGACACCCGGAGGACGGAAACGAGGCGCGGCGUCCGUAGCAGGCUCACCCGCUCCGGGCAACAAAAAGAAGGGCAGCAAAAACGCCGCGACAGAGGAGGUCGAGGAGGAGGACGACGACGAGGAAGAAGAAGAAGAAGAAGACUCCGAGGACAACGACGAGGUGUUCUGUAUCUGCCGCAAGCCCGACAAUCACACGUGGAUGAUUGGGUGUGAUGGGGGCUGUGAGGAUUGGUUCCACGGGAAGUGUAUCAACAUCGAUCGGAGAGACGCGGAUCUGAUCGACAAAUACAUCUGCCCAAACUGCAAAGAACAAGGCAAAGGCUGGACAACAUGGAAGCCGAUGUGCCGGUUAAAAGAAUGCCGCAAGCCGGCGCGAGUCAACCAGAGCAGUCCGAGCAAGUAUUGUUCCGACGACCACGGCCGGGAAUUCAUGCUCCAACGCACCCGGAAUCUCCUGGGCCUGAAGCCCCGCAAGGGCAUCACCACCGCAGGCCGAACGCCCACGAGCGGCAUCCAGUCCGUUGAAGGCACCAGCCGCGACGGAACCGAGACGCCAGACCGAAGAGACCCAGAAGACAUCGGCAGCAAAGGCGGCGUGCUGACGGCCGGCGACCUCAACGCGGUAGUCACGGGCGUGACAUCCGCGCAAGAGUUCCGCAAGCUGGGCGAAAACAUCAUCUCGCUCCCCGCGGAGCACGCGAAAGAAAACGAGACCGAGAACGCGAACGAAACCAGCAACGUCGACGCUACAGCCCAACCGGCGCGCGACAAGAAACUCGGCCUGGACUUCGACGUCGACUGGCUGGCGUACUCACCGGACGAAGCGUCCAAGAUCGAAAAACUGCGCAAGCAGCGCGACGACCUCCUCCAUCGCAAGGAGAUGCUGCGCGCCCGGAACACGUUCAUGACGCUUGUGCGCCAGCGGUCCAAGAGCAUCCUGGAACUGCUGAAGCAGAACGACCCCAAAGGCGGAUGGAAGGACAUCUGCGGGUUCGAUGCCCGACUGGCGUGGUCGGACGAGGAGUUCGACGAGUGGCGGCUCUCCGAGCCCGGGGCGAAGGCGCUCGAGGAGGGCACGCCGGAGGCCCUGGCGUCUAGCUAUCCCGACGCGACGGACGCGGACGGCGACACGGUCAUGGACGAGACGAAAGACGACCUGGAGAUGCUGUCCCGGGGCGUUUGCACGAAGAAACGCUGCGAGCGUCACAAGCAGUGGCUGAAGGUGCAGCAGCAAGACGAUCAUUUCGAGGAGACUACGCUUGCUCUUGAUCUCAGUAAAUGCGAGAAGGAGGCGAAGAACGUGGUGGAGAGAGCGGUUCUGAGGAUGUGGGCCGAAAAGGACAACGCGCAGAUGCGGGGGCAGUGAAGUUAACUGUCUGUCUGUCUGUCUAUCUCUCUGCUUCAUUCUAACUUUUCUCUCUUUUUCACCUUUCACAAUUAAACCUACUAAUUGCUUGGUUGAUACCCCCCUCCUUCCUCCCUGUGUUUGUCUGGGAGAAGGAAACAAAAAAGCAGAAUGCGAACUGGAGUUAGUCUCGAGUGGGUUUGGUUUGAAAAAAAG
This is a messenger RNA of Aspergillus heteromorphus CBS 117.55, 2811 nucleotides long. Its product is annotated as putative PHD transcription factor. The coding region runs from base 1 to 2616 and encodes 871 amino acids. Gene Ontology annotation, biological process: positive regulation of DNA-templated transcription. Gene Ontology annotation, cellular component: Set1C/COMPASS complex. The transcript is spliced from 2 exons. NCBI's taxonomy places the organism in Eukaryota, Fungi, Ascomycota, Eurotiomycetes, Eurotiales, Aspergillaceae. The record is from RefSeq and is a predicted model, not a curated record.